Molecule: messenger RNA, 2423 nt
Organism: Apus apus (common swift)
Lineage: Eukaryota; Metazoa; Chordata; Aves; Apodiformes; Apodidae
Gene: MELK
Product: maternal embryonic leucine zipper kinase
Exons: 17
Coding region: 158-2197 (679 amino acids)
Biological process (GO): protein phosphorylation; intracellular signal transduction; microtubule cytoskeleton organization
Cellular component (GO): cytoplasm
Molecular function (GO): protein serine/threonine kinase activity; ATP binding; tau-protein kinase activity
Source: RefSeq, a predicted model, not a curated record
UAACGGCCGCGGCCCUCGCUGAGCGCCGGGACCGCCCCGCGCCCGGCCCGCCUGGGUCUGUUCGGCUGCUUCUUUUCCUUCCUGCGAGUCUCCUCCGAGUGAAAAAAGCAUCCGCGCUGUCUCCUUGCAGGUGCCGGGCGGGCUUGCGGGUCCCGGGAUGGCUGCGGGGGACUACGAGGAGAUCCUCAAGUACUAUGAGCUGCGUGAAACCAUCGGGACGGGUGGGUUUGCAAAGGUAAAAUGUGCACGGCAUCUUCUCACUGGUGAAAAAGUUGCAAUAAAGAUCAUGGACAAACUUGCUCUAGGGGAUGACUUGCCUCGUGUUAAAAUAGAAAUUGAUGCCAUGAAGAACUUGAGUCACCAGCAUAUUUGCCAGUUGUACCAUGUGAUAGAGACAUCCAAGAAGAUAUUCAUGGUCUUAGAGUACUGCCCUGGAGGAGAGCUGUUUGACUACAUCAUUGCCAAGGACCGCCUGUCAGAAGAGGAAGCUCGAGUCUUCUUCCGGCAGAUCGUGUCGGCGAUUGCUUACGUUCACAGCCAGGGAUAUGCCCACAGGGACCUCAAACCAGAAAAUCUGCUCAUUGAUGAGGAACAUAACUUGAAGCUGAUAGACUUUGGACUUUGUGCAAAGCCAAAGGGUGGCCUCGACUACCACCUGAGCACGUGCUGUGGAAGCCCAGCCUAUGCAGCCCCAGAGCUGAUCCAGGGCAAGGCCUACAUCGGCUCGGAGGCAGAUAUUUGGAGCAUGGGAGUACUGCUGUAUGCUCUGCUGUGUGGCUUUCUCCCCUUUGAUGAUGACAAUGUCAUGGCUGUCUACAGGAAGAUAAUGAGAGGAAAAUACAGUAUUCCCAAGUGGCUCUCUCCUAGCAGCACGCUGCUGCUUAACCAAAUGCUGCAGGUGGACCCAAAGAAGCGGAUUACAGUUAAACACCUACUAAGUCACCCCUGGCUCAUGCAAGGUUAUUCUGAUGCUAUUCAGUGGCAAAGUAAAUACUCACUGGGACGUCUUGAUGAAGACUGCCUAAUGGAGCUUUCUGUGUUUCAUAAACAGAGCAGGGAGAGUAUAUUGGAAUUGAUAUCAGAGUGGAAGUAUGACCAAAUGUCAGCAACAUAUCUCUUGCUUCAAUCCAAGAAGGCUCGUGGCAAAUGUGUCCGCUUAAGGGCUGCGUGUCUGGCAGGACAUGGCAGUGCUACACCCUCAGCAGGGCUCAAGUUGGAAAAAACCGUGACAAGUGAGGAUCUGCCAGACUGCAGGGAAGAGCCACAGGCUUUGGGAUCUGCAGAAUUUUCUGACGCAGCUUCAUGGUUUGAAGAAUCUCCUUCAGAAGAAUUUGUUCUACAUACUCGCAAAACAAAGCAGCAUCCAAGGGAUGAUGCUCAACUAGAUGAUACAGAAUUCACAGUGUCAACUCCAGUGACAAGAAAAGUGGUAACAAAGAUGGAUGAAGACAAAGAGAAUGUUGAUCCAGACUUGGCUUUAAGAAAUGAAAUGCCUUUUGAGCUUUCUGCUCUGAAGACUCCUUUUGCCAAGAGUCAGGUUGAGUCUCAAGUGGAACCCACACCCUUCCAGGCACCUGCCCUCAAAGGUACCUUGAAUGUAACUGAUGAAAACCUGGAGCAUAUACGUUGCUUAGAAAUUAUUGUGAAUGCAGAGAGCCAGUUCACUGCAGUCACCCCAAUUAAGAAACACACAAACCCAACCAACACAGAUGACUCGACAGCAGCUGAGGUUGUUCAUGAAAGAAGGUUCCAUUCAGUGGAUCUGGAUCUCAACCUUGCUCACGUGGAUAGCAGCCAGAAGAAGAGGAAAGCCAAAAUAUUUGGAAGUCUUGAACGAGGCCUGGAUAAAGUGAUCACAAUGUUAACACCGAGCAAGAAGAAGCGAUAUGCUAGAGAGCAGCCAAGGAAGCUUAAGGCACACUAUAAUGUUACCACCACUCAGCUACUGAAUCCAGACCAACUGGUGAAUGAAAUAAUGACUGUUCUUUCCAAGAAGCAUGUGGAAUAUAUUCAGAGGGGCUACACCCUGAAAUGUCAAACAAGGUCAGAUUUUGGCAAAGUAACGAUGGAGUUUGAGUUGGAAGUUUGUCUGCUCAGCAAACCUGACGUAGUUGGGAUCCGGCGGCAGCGGCUGAAGGGGGAUGCCUGGGUCUACAAGAGGCUGGUGGAGGACAUCCUGUCCAGCUGCCAGGUCUGACUGCCCAGCGGGUGCUGAGGUGCUAACCAGGGGGUCAUGGAAGGGUCUGUCCAGGGAAGUAAAGCUGCCUCACGUUCACAGCUGUGCUUCAAUCAUCCCUCCCCUUUCUUGUUUUUUUUGCUGUCCCUCUUCGUACAUACUCCUUUUGUGUGUUGCCUUCAGUAUCAGCGUUUUAUUAAAUGGUCUUCCACUGCAACUUAUCUGAAAUAAAAUUCUUUAAGCUGUU